ACUACGAAAGACUUACUCGCAUCGUCACCGAUUAUCUCUUCUGGAAGCAGUGCUUACUUCGUGCGCAGGAGCGCAUCCUGCGCUAAUCCGUUUCGGAAGCCAGUUAUCAAAGCCCCAACAGCUAGUCAGUCAUCUGAAUCUACUGCUUCUUCAGAACAAACGUCAUCUGAUUCGACCAGUCAAGAAGACGAUAGCAAUCAGUGCACCAAGUUGAAUUUUAAGAUAUUCGGUUAUCGUCCGGCAGGGCUUAGAGGCAGCUUCAAAAGCUAA
Molecule: messenger RNA, 270 nt
Organism: Haemonchus placei
Lineage: Eukaryota; Metazoa; Nematoda; Chromadorea; Rhabditida; Trichostrongylidae
Source: the annotation of a GenBank genome assembly